Messenger RNA from Cryphonectria parasitica EP155, 1599 nucleotides. Its product is annotated as alpha/beta-hydrolase. The record is from RefSeq and is a predicted model, not a curated record. Lineage: Eukaryota; Fungi; Ascomycota; Sordariomycetes; Diaporthales; Cryphonectriaceae. The transcript has 6 exons. Bases 1 to 1599 code for a protein of 532 amino acids.
AUGAGUUUGCUGGCAUCCCCUCACCCACGAGGAUAUCAAUAUGAGGACGUGCUCAAUGUCGCGUCGUCAAAUCUCACCGUCACAACUCGAACGGGCACCUUUGUCGGCGACCUGAACGACACGUUUCCUGAUGUCAGACAGUUCAAAUACAUCCCAUAUGCAAAGCCACCCACUGGCAGUCGUCGGUGGGCACCCCCGUCGCCGUUGGACUCAUCGUCCGAGAUCAUCGAUUCGACCGUCUUCGGUCCAGCAUGUGCGCAGUAUGUCUCUGCCAUUCCGACUGCAUGGGCCCUCAACAUUACGGGCAAUCUUGUCGUCAACUACGGAGAGUCUCUCCUCGCCGGACAACUGGCCCAGAACUCAGCCGAGGACUGCCUUUCGCUCGCCAUAUGGACGCCCGCCAAUGCAACGGCCGAGUCGAGAUUACCUGUCCUGCACUUCCUGACCGGUGGAGGCGACGUAACGGGCGGCGUGAACAUUCCCACGCAGCUCCCGCCGAGCCUAGUCAGCCGCUCUCAGGAGGCAGGCGGCAUGAUCGUCGUCACGACCAACUAUCGCGUCAAUGUCUUCUCGUUUCCUAAUGCCAAAGGACUCGAAAACUCGACCAACUUUGGGCUGCAGGACCAGCGUCUGGCCGUAGAGUGGGUGUACGAAAAUAUUGGCGCUUUCGGUGGUGACCCGAGCAAGAUCACCCUUUGGGGCCAGUCAGCUGGUGCGAGUGCGGCUGAUAUGUAUCUCUUUGCCUAUCCUGACAACCCGCUUGUGAGGGCAUCUAUCUCCAGCUCAGGCUUUACCAUCGGCCACGCGCUCAAUUCGGAUUACUCGGGCUCCAACUUCUCCUUUGUAGCCAAAAAUUUGGGCUGCGACUUUGACGACGCGCAAACAGAGCUGGAGUGUAUGAGGCAUGUCCCCUAUCCACGGAUCGAGAACUUUAUUGGCAACUAUCAGGACAAUUCGACACUGGUGAACACCUCUCAGCCAGCCAUAUCCUUCACUCGCCGCCCCGAUGACAAAUUUGUUCUGAGUGACUACCCAGCAGCAUACGCUGCCAACCGUAUCGCUCCGCUUCCCAAACUCAUAGGCACUACGGCACGCGAGGCCUCCGCCCUCGUAGCAUAUCCCAUCCACAAUUACACAGCCGGCCCCUCAGAGCAGGCCAUCACCACCGCGACGCUGUCCACCGUUUGUGGCGCGCACAACACCUCCGUGUUUCGCAACAAUCUUUACCAGAAUGGGACAGGACUGAGUCCCAACCUCAAAACGUGGCGGUACCAGUGGGCUGGCAACUUCUCCAAUAUUGACGGUGGAGUGCCCUGGCUGGGCGCAUAUCAUUAUAGUGAUCUUUACAUGCUCUUCGGCACGUGGCCCAUCGCGCCAGGGGAGGUAAGCCAGUUCGAGGUGGAGACCUGUCAGAAGAUGCAGGAUUUGCUUGUGGCGUUCGUCAAGGACCCAGACAACGGCCUGAGCGACUUGGGUUGGCCGACGUAUGAGACGAGUGACGAGGAUGGGGGUACUGCUGCGAGGUUUGGCGCAGAUGGACAGGUGCUGCAGUAUGAGCCACCAAAAGGGCCAUUAUCACAAUACAUACAGCAUGCGUAA